This is a messenger RNA of Eruca vesicaria subsp. sativa (arugula), 2874 nucleotides long. The record is from the annotation of a GenBank genome assembly. NCBI's taxonomy places the organism in Eukaryota, Viridiplantae, Streptophyta, Magnoliopsida, Brassicales, Brassicaceae.
AUGGGAGACGCAAAUCACCUUGAGAAGAUGGGAAGAGAACUCAAGUGCCCUAUUUGCUUGAGUCUUUUUAACUCUGCAGCUUCACUUUCGUGUAACCAUGUGUUCUGCAAUGAAUGCAUAGUGAAGUCCAUGAAAGUUGAUCCUACUUGUCCAGUUUGUAAAAUCCCAUUCCAUCGUAGAGAGAUUCGAGGGGCUCCUCAUAUGGAUAGCUUGGUGAGCAUUUACAAGAACAUGGAAGAUGCUUCUGGUGUCAACAUUUUUGUAAGCCAGAAUAUAAUAGCAUCACCAUCAGAUAAAGAAAAGUAUAUGGGAGAUGCUUCCACUGAAAAAGCAAAUGACGAGAAACAUCAGGGAUCUAGUAAGGGCCGAACAUCAAAAAAGAGAGGAUAUAAAAAAACCAAGGAAAGAGAUGAAGAUGCCCCUGGACCUAUUGUUAUGAAACCUUCAUCUCAAAGUAGGAAAAGGGUUCAGCUGUCGCAGAAUCGAUCUUCUGAAAGCUUGGCAAAAUCUACUGAAUCUGUCGAGUCAGCUGAAAAACUCAAGGAUUACACUGAAGAAACUGUGAUUAGUUUGAAUGAGCAUCCGAGUUUGAAUAAAGAAGAAAAUUUGGCACCCUUCUUUUGGUUGAGAGAUGAAGAUGAUGGAGAGAAUUUAAGUCAGCCAGCAGAAAGUGAUCCUUUUCUAGAUGUUACUCCUGUUGAUGUUCCUUCUUUCAGCGACUUGAAGGACUCAGAUCAUGACAGCCCGUCGAAAGCAGUUGAGCAAGAAAGGCCCAAUCCGGGAGACAUGUUUGACAGUGAAAUGUUUGAAUGGACUCAAAGGCCUUGUUCUCCAGAGAUUCUACCUAGUCCUGUGAAGGCCAAGGCCAUAGGUAGAGAUGAGAUUGAUCUUACACGGAAGAAUCCAUCUAAAGGAGCAUCAUCAAGUAAAAAAGGCAAAGCAGGAACUGCAAGAAACACAGUUGCUAAACGACGCGUUGGGGUUUCCAAUGAGGACUACAUGGAACCGUCUGCAGAAGAAACUAUUAGUGAGAAACAAGAGACUAGUGGAACGUCUGGCACAACUACCAGGAAGGAUGAAAAUGUGAAAGCUAAACGGGCGACAAGAAACAAGGGCCAGAAUUCACGAGUUCAGGCCGGUGUAAAUUUACAUGUGGAAGCAGAGGGAAAGCAGGGCACAAAGAGGAAACGAUCUAGCGUUAAAGUCUCCACGGAUCACCCAGUUGCUGGAUCUAAUGAGCUCUCACUUGGAACAGAAAAUGUGGUAAAGGGGGAUCAGCAGGCCCAUGGUUCAGCUGAUACACAACGUGAAAAACAAAGUCCCGCCGAGAAGUACUCUCUGAGAAAGAGAAGAAAAUCCAGUGCAACUGAGAAGGAGACUUCAGAAAAUAGAUCAAAACUUGAUUCAUGUUCAAUCCCGAGCAGAAUUACACAACCGUGUAUCAAGAAAACCCUUAGUGUUGAGUUGGAUCAAGUAGGAGAUAGACAAGAUUCAACUAAUAAAAAGAAACCGUCUGUGGACAAAGGCACUCAUAACAUGCAAGUUUUAGAGAAACGCUCAACGAUGAACAAGCCCUCACUUGAAGAUAAUGCACUUUUGCGACGAUGUGAUGGACCUCCAAUAAAUAAAUUCACAUGCGCCUUUUGUCAGUCUUCAGAAGACACAGAGGCAUCAGGAGAAAUGGCUCACUACCACAGAGGUGAACCUGUCUCUGCAGAUUUUAGUGAUGGGUCUAAGGUCAUACAUGUUCACAAAAACUGUGCUGAAUGGGCUCCAAAUGUGUACUUCAACAACCUUACGGCAGUCAACCUUGAUGCGGAGCUGACAAGAAGCCGGAGAAUAACUUGUAGUAGCUGUGGACUUAAAGGCGCAGCACUUGGCUGUUACAAUUCGAGUUGCAAGAGUAGCUUUCAUGUCACGUGUGCAAAACUGAUACCAGAAUGCAGAUGGGACAAUAAAAACUUUGUAAUGCUAUGCCCUUCGGAUGCAUCCUCUAAGUUGCCCUGUGAAGAGACUAGUCCCAAAGGAAGGAAACGAAAGUGUAGUCCUCCUAAAGGGCCACAGCACUCUCAGCCUAAUCAAGUAUCUGUCAAACCUGACAUCGGUGAGCUCCAGAGCAAGCCUUUUCACCGAUUAUCCAAGAAAUUGGUUCUAUGCUGUUCAGGACUUACAGAUGAAGAGAAGAGUGUGAUUUCAGAAUUCGCUGAACUGUCUGGAGUUACCAUCUCGAGAAAAUGGGAGUCGAGAGUUACACAUAUCAUUGCAUCAAUCAACGAAAACGGAGCUUGCAAAAGGACCCUCAAAUUCAUGAUGGGGGUCUUGGAGGGGAAAUGGAUUCUAAGCAUUGAUUGGAUCAAGGCGUGUAUGAAAAACAAAGAAUAUGUAACCGAGGAGCCAUACGAGAUAUCCAUAGAUGUUCAUGGAACAAGACAAGGACCUUAUAUUGGAAGACAAAGAGCUUUGAACAAAGAACCAAAACUAUUUAAUGGACUGACGUUUUACAUAAUGGGAGAUUUCGAGCUUGCUUACAAAGGGUAUCUUCAAGAUAUGAUUGUAGCAGCAGGAGGAACUAUCAUGCGCAGGCGACCCAUUUCUAAUGAUGAUAGUGAAGCUUCAACGAUCAUAGUGUUUAGUGCUGAGCCAAGCAAGAAAACUCUGACACAGCGAAGAUAUGAUGCUGAAGCUUUGGCUAAGUCUUCUAGAGCAAAAGCUGCAAGCAGUUCAUGGGUCUUGGAUUCUAUUGCAGGUUGCCAAGUUCGAGACUUGAUAUAAUAAAAUUGUUAGACCACAUCAUUGGAUAUUUUGUUUUAGUGUCAUUCGUCCCCUUCCUAAUAAUGCUUGCAAAUUUAUAUCCGUAGAAGAAACUAAGUGUUA